AUGAGUCUUUUGAAGGAGAAGUUGCAAAAGGCGAGAAUUCAUUCAAAAAGCAAAAACAUUUCCGUGUUCAACAAGAAGAGAAGCAAUGAAGAAGAAGAAGCAGCAUCAUCGCGUUUGAAGAGCUCGGAACCUACCAACGAGACUCUAGAAAUAACUGAAAAGAAUGGUGUCCAUGAAAGAGCACUCCCGUCAUCAUCGGAACAAAAAAAGAGAAAGAUGGAUGAUAACGCUACAACGCUGAAAACAAACAAACAAAAAUCAUAUCAAGGAUAUAUUGAUCAAUUGGAAGAAUGUAUCAAUAACCAACCAGAAACAUCUCAUAUAUUUACCUCAUCGGAAUUAAAGGAAGCCACCAAGAGCAGCGUUUCCACUUCUAAAUUAAUUCAUAUCGCUAACAGCAAUAUGAUUCAUCCAAUUGUUAAGAAGGAUCUAUUGAAUAGAAGCAAUGAAGAAAAUGUUUUUCUUUCUCUGAUUCAAAGCGUUGUUUUUGAUAAUAUUUUGAACGGAAAGGAUGUCAUUUGUGAAUAUUGCUCUGUUGGAAGUUACUCAUCGUUUGAUGCGCAAAGUAGCAAUAAUGUGUUAGAGGAUUGUGCAUUGUCAUAUUUAAUUCCAUUACUCAGCAAUGUCUAUAAGGUCACAAAGUCUAAGAAGAUUAAUAAUUUAGGUCUCGUAUUGUUAGAUUCAGAAGAGAUUUUAACAACUUUGAAAACAAAACUUGAGAAGAAUUUACCUUCUGCUCUAGAAUCUGGCACUAUAUCUUUUAUUCAAAAUGCAACUUUUGAAGAACGCCCUGUUGUGAUUUCAACCCUAAAUAAUAUCAUCAAAGUAUUGGAAGAGCGACCAGAUUUAUUCUUGAAAUCUUUACGAUGUGUUGCUUUUCAUUUAGGUGAAGAUUAUUAUGGAAGACUUCCAGAGUUAUUCAACACUUUAAGCAGCAUUUGCAAAUAUUUACCACAAAAAACUUCUCGUCAAACAUUAUUUUACUCCAAUUCCAUCUCGAGUAAGACUUCAGAAUUUGUUUUGAACAAUUUGACGAGAGCAGGUCCUCCAUUUGUGAAAAUGAGUGAUAUUUUAGCAGAAGAUGCUCUUAUCAAGCAAUCCAUCGAGAUGGACAGGAGCAAGCAACAACAUUCUUACAUCUCUGUGGGUUAUCCUCUCAAAUUAGUUUACUUAUUUUCGUUGAUAGGAUUUCUUGCAAAAUAUCGAAAAUUCCAAACGAUUUUUGUUUAUUUUCCUACUGCAGAGCUAUGUGAAUUUUACUCUUCCUUAUUUGUACAUACUAAGGAUUACAAAUCUAUUACGAAGAAAACAGCUACACAUUUUGUCUACGAUGGUAUGGCUCACACACCAGCGUGUAAGGAUGCAUCUAGGGCCGUGGUUGUCCAUUUUGAAAUGCCACCAGAUAAUGCUACCUAUUUACAACGAAUUGGGAAUAUCAGAAGAUCGAUCGUUCUUUAUACAAAGAGAAUGAGCUCAGCCUCUGAUGUGUUAUUUUCUGAAAAAUCAGAUCAUUUAGAAAAGUAUGAAAAGUUUUCAACGGAGCAUGUCGAUUUGUCCAUCCAAUUUCAAUGCGAACAGGCUGUCGAAAAGGAUAAUGCUUUGAGAGAUGCGUUGAAAUUUGCCCUCAAAUCCUUCCGAAUGAUUCAUUCUGGCUUUCUUGAUUCCAUUGCACUGAGAAAACAACAAUCAAACAUCAAAUCUGUGAAACACAAAAAGAAACUUUUAGAAGAUUCUGAGAUUUUACAACCAUUCGCAGUGACAGAUACCAAUGUGGUUCAAAAAUCUUACGAUUUCUUUAGAGGACUUCUUUUACCAGAAGAUCUUUGUUGA
Messenger RNA from Naegleria fowleri, 1830 nucleotides. RefSeq lists its product as uncharacterized. The record is from RefSeq and is a predicted model, not a curated record. The transcript has a single exon. Bases 1 to 1830 code for a protein of 609 amino acids. NCBI's taxonomy places the organism in Eukaryota, Heterolobosea, Eutetramitea, Acrasida, Naegleriidae.